Acanthoscelides obtectus is the source of this 912-nucleotide messenger RNA. NCBI's taxonomy places the organism in Eukaryota, Metazoa, Arthropoda, Insecta, Coleoptera, Chrysomelidae. The record is from the annotation of a GenBank genome assembly.
AUGGAACUCAACCGAGAACAUUUUCGCGCCAUAAUUUAUUACAACCUUCAGAGACAAUUAUCGCAACAAGAAUGCCUGCCACAUCAGUCGACAAUUUCCUGUUGGUAUGGAGAACUCAAACGUGGACGGGUGAGUCUUAGCGACGAUCCCAGGGUGGGUGCAUCAAAAACGGCAGUCACCCAGGAAAACGUCGAUGCUGUGCGCAAACUCAUCAUUGAAGAUAGACAUGUGAGAUAUCGCGAGAUCUCAAAGAUCUCAAUUCAAAAAAUUUUACAUGAAGAAUUAGGAAUAAGAAAAUUAGUUUCUCGUUGGAUACCCCACCUGUUGACUGAAGCGCAGAAAGCAGCCAGGGUAACUUGGUGUCAAAAAACGCAUGACCGUUUCAAUUCCGGAAACUCAAAAAAUGUGUACAGCAUUGUUAGUGGUGAUGAAUCGUGUAUUUACUGUUAUGAACCAGAAAAUAAACGACAGUCGGCUGUUUGGGUGUUCCAAGGUGAAGAAAAGCCAACAAAAGUCAUUCGUUCUCGAAGUACAUUUGUGUCAAAAGCGGGUCAUAUUGCAACAAUUCCUCUUAAUGAGCAAAGAACUGUUACUGCGGAUUGGUAUACCACCAUUUGUUUGCUAAAAGUCAUUACCGAGCUUCGAAAAAUCAAACCCGAAAGAAGAAUCAUCCUCCACCAAGACAAUGCAAGCUCGCACACAGCCCAAAAAACAAGGCAGUAUUUAACGGAAGAAAACGUGGAAUUAUUGGACCAUCCUCCAUAUAGUCCCGAUCUAAGUCCUAACGAUUUCUUUACUUUCCCGAAAAUUAAACACAGACUGCGUGGUCAAAGGUUCCACUCAGCAGAAGAAACAGUUGACGCAUUCAAAAAUGCCUGCUUCGAAAAUUGGUUCGAGCGCAUGCAGAUCUGA